CAAAUGUACUUCACGUCUUCGAUAUACAGUACAGUUCAUCACUUUCGUAAACCGACGCCAAAAUUGAUCCUUUCCUUCCUCUAACGCCACACACAAAAAAAAAAAAAAUGGCAGAGACCGCCGAUACAAUCAACACCACGACCUCACCACCACAAUCUGAAUCCGACGGCUCCUCAACAUUGUCAGCAAUGGCAGAUCCAACAUCGCAAGAAGCCGCAUCAAAAGACACAGAUCUGACUACGAAAGGAUCCGAAUCAGAGAAGAAACCUGGAGGCAUCUCUCUCCGAAUCUGGCCACCGACUCAGAGAACUCGCGACGCGGUCUUGAAUCGCUUGAUCGAGACUCUAUCAACCGAGUCUAUCCUCUCCAAGAGAUACGGUACGGUUAAAUCUGAUGAGGCCGCAACCGUCGCGAAAUCGAUUGAAGAAGAGGCUUACGGUGUUGCUUCGAACGCUGUGUCGGGUGAUGAUGAUGGGGUUAAGAUUCUCGAGCUUUAUUCUAAAGAGAUUAGUAAACGUAUGCUUGAAUCUGUGAAAGCUCGAUCUGAUAAUGCUAGCAGUGUUGGGAAUGGAACUGAAUCUGUUGAGGAUGCUUCUGAGGUUUCUAAAGGUGAUGCUCCUUCUGUCUCUGAGGAGGAGAAGAGUGAGGCUUGAGAAAUUUGGUUCUAAGGUUUUGCUUUUCUUACUAGAUCUGUGUUUUUGUAAUGAUGAUAUUGACUUGUGGAUUUGGUUACUACUAUGCCUAUUUGAAGAUGUCUUCUUCUUCCCUUAAUAUGAGUGAGAUGUGUCUUCAUUUUGUUGCUUUGGUUUAUGAGAUUUGAUGAUACUUGGCAAAUUAUGCAUCUUUUGUUGGUAAAAUUGAUUUCCUUUUCU
Molecule: messenger RNA, 872 nt
Organism: Camelina sativa (false flax)
Lineage: Eukaryota; Viridiplantae; Streptophyta; Magnoliopsida; Brassicales; Brassicaceae
Product: WPP domain-containing protein 2
Biological process (GO): mitotic cell cycle; lateral root development
Source: RefSeq, a predicted model, not a curated record